Messenger RNA from Anopheles moucheti, 5427 nucleotides. RefSeq names its product integrin alpha-PS1 (gene mew). Gene Ontology annotation, cellular component: integrin complex; external side of plasma membrane. Gene Ontology annotation, molecular function: integrin binding. The transcript has 8 exons. NCBI's taxonomy places the organism in Eukaryota, Metazoa, Arthropoda, Insecta, Diptera, Culicidae. The coding region runs from base 515 to 4066 and encodes 1183 amino acids. The record is from RefSeq and is a predicted model, not a curated record. Gene Ontology annotation, biological process: cell-cell adhesion; cell-matrix adhesion; integrin-mediated signaling pathway.
AGGACAGACAAGAAUCUCCCAAUCUUCUUCAGUUACGUUCGUAUACGCACACACAGCGCUGGCUGAGCCAUACACAGCAGCGCCACCAAUCGUGUGCAACUUCUUCUGCAGGGCUUUAGUUGUUGUUACCCUUUUUUUGUUUUAGAUGCCCAUCACCGUUGUUCGUGUUGCUUAUUGUUUCUUCAGUUUCUUGCGAGUGGUUGUUUUGUGUUUGUGAAUGAAAGUGAUGCCUUUUUAAUAACUGAAUUUUGUGUGUUACCUCUUUCCCUUUCCCUGUCCCUCCCCCUGCCGUCCCGUCCCGUCUCAUCGUUCACGUUCCGUGUGCCGUCUUCUAGUGUAAGGUGUUGCUUUUUUCUUCUACAAUUAACCAAAGGGUACAGGGCGAUUGGCCCUAAAAGGUGGGUGGGUCACGCUGGUUACAGCGGCUGAAGUGGCAGAAGCAGCCCGCAUAGCCUGUCGAGUUGCCACUUUGCUGUCACAAUUUCGUUCAGGGGCGGAAUUUUAUCAGCGAUAGAUGACACACCUGGGCGUGCGGUGCGUGGCGGCGUCGGUUGCGUCGAUCGUGCUGAUGCUGAUCGGUAGCGGAACCGCCUUCAACCUCGAAACGCGCCAUUUGCUGGACAAACGGGGAUUGCCGGGGUCGUACUUUGGUUAUUCAGUCGCCGGUCACAGCCAGCGCGGUGGCAAAGCGGCCGGAAAUGGAACCAACUGGAUGCUGGUGGGCGCACCGCUCGGGCAGAAUCUGCAGCCCGGUACGAACCAUUCGGGUGCGCUGUAUAAGUGCCCGAUAACGCUCGCUUCGAACGACUGCACGCAGGUCAUCACCGAUGGUCACCGGACGGACGAUAUUGACGAUGAGGAUGGCGCGGGUGACUCAGAUAACCUUCACGAGCAGCGCCUCGAACCGCCCGGGAAAGAUGAAAUCAAGAACUACCAGUGGCUGGGUGUGACGGUCGAAACGGGUGGUCAGGAGAACAAGAUUUUCGUCUGUGCGCAUCGGUACAUUAAGAUCAACAAUCCGCUCGCGUACGCAGCGUCCGGCCCGAACGCCACUGGUCUCUAUCUCGGCCAGGGCGUUUGCUACGUGCUGAACGAGGACUUUUCGUUCGGGUUCGCGGUCGAGGUGUGCCGCGGACGGUCGAUCGAGCGGGAGCAUAUCCAGUACGCGUUCUGUCAGUCCGGCACGUCCGGUGCGGUACUGCCGGACGGCACGGCGCUGAUCGGGACGCCCGGUGCGAUGACGUGGAAGGGCACACUGUUUAACGUUGCGAUCGAGGGUGGGUUUUUGUCGCGCGACAAGUACCAAUACUUUGCACCGCACGACAACAUCCAUUCGCCCGUGCCGAACUACAGCUAUCUCGGCAUGUCCGUAACCGGGGGCCGGUUUUUCGGCGAGCAUAUGGCGUACGCGGGCGGUGCACCGCGUGCCGCCCAGGGCAACGGUGAGGUGGUCAUCUUUACGAACCGGUACAAGCGGAACCCAUUCGAGCAUGUCGUGUCGUUGCGCGGCGAACAGUUUGGGUCCGGGUACGGCAGUACGCUCGCCUCGGCGGAUAUCAACGGCGAUGGACGGCUUGACUUGCUGGUAGGAGCACCGAACUAUUUCAACCGUACAGAUGGCGGAGCCGUAUACGUAUACCUGAACCGUGGCAGUAGCUUCGAGCAGCAGUACGACCAACGGUUGACCGGCCGGCUCGAGUCACGCUUCGGUACGGCCAUCGCCAACUGUGGCGAUCUGAACCAUGACGGGCUGGACGAUGUGGCGAUCGGUGCACCGUACGAAUCAUCCGGUACCGGCCGGGUGUAUAUACACUUUGGCACGAAGGAUGGCGCACUGUCGCCGGAACCGGUGCAAACGAUCGAUCCGGCCGAUCUGUUCACGGGCAGGUGGCAAACGUUUGGCAGCUCGCUUGCGGGCGGUCACGAUCUGGACGGUAACUCGUACCCGGAUCUGAUCGUGGGUUCGUACGCUAGCGAUCGUGUCGUUGCACUGUUCGCGCGACCGAUCAUUAACAUCCACACGUACGAGGAGCAACCGGAAGAACCGACCUUAAUCGAUCCGACGCAGAACGGUUGUGCGAGCGAUCCGAAUGCAAGCGUCACCUGCUUUUCCUUCCGUGCGUGCAGUGCCGUUGACGAUGCAUCACUAAACGACGGUGACGUGAUGGCCGAUUCCUCGCUGCAGCUGCGUUGCACCAUACAGGCAGAAACGUUCAAUAAUGAGCGGAAGUUUUCGCGCGUUUACUUCGGCAUGGAGGUGGCACCGUUGGGCAAGAACGACACGGGAAGCGGUGUGCCCGUGCCGCGCACCAAUGUGCUACGGCGACGGUUCCGGCUGGCGGUGAACGGGAAACCGGUGUGUCACGAGGUGACCGCCUAUCUGAAGGAGGGUACGCGUGACAUCCAGAACCCGAUACAGUUCCGCAUCAGCUACACGCUCGACGAGGAGCGCGAGAAUGGACGGGGCCGGGCCCGGAGUCGAAUGGAGCGUGAUUUGCCACGGUUGGAACCGAUCCUGAACCAGACCGCCGCGGAACGGACGUACCACAUGUCGUUCAAGAAGGAUUGCGGCAAGGAUGGUUUGUGCCGAUCCGCACUGUCCAUCCAGAAUGCGGCACUGGUGGGAUUGGCCCGGGGCCACGGCCAUGAAACCGGGGACGACUAUCAGCUAGUGGUUGGGCUUGAUCGUACACUUACGCUUGCGCUCACCGUCCAGAACAAAGCCGAUUCGGCGUACGAAACGCACCUUUAUGUGGCGCAUGAUUCCUCCCUAACGUACGCCGGCUCCAAGGGUUCGUCGGUUUGCGGUGCACACAAUGCAACGAUGGUCGACUGCAGUAUCGGCAACCCGUUGAAGCGUAACGGUGAGGUGCAGCUGUCGCUUCGGUUCGAUGCCCGCUCGCUGGAGGAGUACGGCUACAGCGUUGGACCGAACGGGAUCUCGCAUACCGUCCGGUUGGUAGUUUUUGUCAACACAACGUCCCGAGAUACCGGAUUGAAGACACGCACCGACCUGAACCUACACAUCCAGCGUGUGGCCAAGCUCAGCAUAAGCGGCAAAGCGCUGCCGGAACAGGUCUUCUACGGUGGUGGCGAUGCGCAAGUGAUGGGCGAGAGUGCGAUCCAUUCGCUAGAUGAAAUUGGCAUGCCAGUGGAGCACAAAUAUCAGAUAUACAACGACGGUCCUUGGCGGGCACCGAACGUACGGUUGGAGAUUGAUUGGCCGCUGCAGGUAGCGAACAACAAGCCGCAGGGCAAAUGGUUGUUGUAUCUCGAUGCACUGCCAAUGCUGGAAAUGUCCGGCGUUAUGGGUGACGGUGGCAGCCCGUGUGAGGUGCUGCCUAAAACCGAACCGGACGGUGCGGUAGUGCCGGGCAAUGCCGUCUCGCUGGUAAACCCGCUCGGUCUGCCGGAUCGGUUCAGCACCGCCGCCAGGACGUCGAUGCGUUCCAACUACACGCGAAUGUCCCGAGCGCCCCGUGUCCGGCGUGAUCGGGCGAUGGUACUGCGACCCCAGACGAGUGACGGUGCGGUACAGAUGGACUGUGCCAGCCAGACCGCCAAAUGUGUGCGGAUCGUGUGCAAAAUCCACGACCUUGGGCCGAAAGCGCACGCCCUCGUUACGAUCACGGCACGGCUGUGGAAUGCCACGCUGGUGGGUGACUAUGCGCGCGUCGACAUGGUGCGUAUCGGCUCGAGUGCCCGGUUUACGGUGGAGGGUUUGGAUGAGCUGAUGGAUCAGACGCAGCACCCGGCCAGCCUUACGGUGCGCACCGAAGCCUUCCCCGAGAUGGGACCACCGAUCGUGGCGAUGAAUGUGCCGUGGUGGAUCAUACUGCUAGCAGCGAUUGCCGGCGUGCUUGUGCUCGUCGCCGUCACGUACAUUCUGUACCAGUGCGGUUUCUUCCGCCGGAAUCGGCACACCGGUGAGGAUCCGACGCUCAGCGGUAAUCUCGAGCGGCGCCGCGAUCCGGCCGGGGGCGGCGCCUACGACGAGUUGAACGACACGAACGGCAGCGGUGGCGGUACGGCUGAGCGGAAACCGUUCCUCAGCCGACGCUCAUGAAAAACAGUCGUCGGUGACCGGGUGCGGAGCAACCACCAGACUGCAGAGCAUUCUAUUGUGCCAUUUUCUAACCCCUCCCCCUGAUAGCCCCCAUCCCAUAUACACCCCUCAGUGAUAUCGGGGAGGGAGGAUUCGUACAUUUGUUACUUAACGUGGUAAGCGCAAGGUUCGUGUUGCGUUUGGUUUGCGCAGCGCAUGCGGGUUUUAUCACAUGCGGCAAUAGCUGCAAUGAUAUCUCUCCAGCGAAAAACACGAGACACGCUGAAUGGGCUAGAAGUGUAACUAUAAUAAUUAUUAUAUUUUUUUUAUAUAAAGAUGAUGGAAUGAUGGUUAAAAAAAAACAGAAAAACACAAACCCGCAGAUCAGCGAUAGUAAGCGGAAGACGAUUUACCAGACGCGUCAUUUAACAAUUUUAGAAUAGGUCGGUAACGGGCGGGAACGUAACGAGUGGGGAAUAUGGAACAAGGGUAGAAUACUGUAGGGGUAUUUGAAGGUGUGUCUGUACCUUGCCAAACGAUUCGAAUAUAGUAUGCUUAAAAUAUGAAACGCUUCACCAUUGGAUCUUGGUGCUGUAUAGGGUUAAGAGUACUGGCAGCUAUUAAAUUUAAUAAUUUUGUUUUGCAUUUUUGUACAAUAGCACGCAGUGUGUGCGUACUUUUCAACUGACAAUAUGCGACUAUUGCCAUAGAGUCGUACAUUCGUACCAUGCGAUUUAGACGACGGAUUGGUGCGUCAGUAUUAGAACUAGAAAGACGACUAAGAGGGGGUAGUAAAGAACCCAAGCAAAAUCAUAAGUGCCUUCUUAUAUUAAUUUCACAAUGUAUUACUAUCGUUUGAAAGUGAGGAGAGUUAGUUUGUUUUAAAGUUGUACGGCCACCGUCAACGUUACCGGUGGAACAUUAUAAUGGAGGAAAGUUUUAAAGUAUGUUGAAUACGUAAUUAGUGGAAUUUAGUUGAAAUUGUACCAGAUUUUAUUCGAUUGUUUUCUGCGAGGACGCUUCCACUCUCUUCCACACACGGGUGUUAUAGGGAGUGAAAUAGGAGAUCACUUUCUUAACACACACACACACACGAUUAAACAAUAGAUGCGCCUAAAAGAAAACCAUCCAUCCUGCAUCGUAUCUCAGAGGCGUCCCAAUAGAUUUACCACUGCUAGAAUUAUACGUGACACGGUCCUUUCUUUAAACUUUCUGUUCUAAACAAUUAGUGUCCACCACCAAUAUUUUUUUUUGGUUCAAUCAAAGUGUCCUUUAUGUUACGCCUAAUGCGGCUCAUUCGUGCGGCAGCAUCGAAUAUACAGUGUUCGUAAUUAUUCCAUCCAUUAAUAAAAACAAACCUAUUUACUUUUUAGACAGCAGUA